Messenger RNA from Trichoderma asperellum CBS 433.97, 590 nucleotides. RefSeq lists its product as uncharacterized. Lineage: Eukaryota; Fungi; Ascomycota; Sordariomycetes; Hypocreales; Hypocreaceae. The record is from RefSeq and is a predicted model, not a curated record.
GAAAAAUUCUCUCCCUGAAUUACAUCUACAAUGAAGUUCUCUACUUUUGCCCUAUCGGCCACUGGCCUUGUACAAACUCAAAUCGCUUCCGCUUGUCUGGUGAUCACUGGAAGUUCUUCUGUCGGCCAAUUCACGACCGGUAUUGACAUCCACGCGAAUGACAAUGGCGUGGUCACAUGUCAAGGUCAUAUUAAUUCAGGAUCAGGAAAUGUUGGUUGCAAUGGAGGAUAUUCUCUUUGGGUUGACGAUGUAGCGGUUGGGGAUCACCUUAGAGUGAAAUAUGGCACCCCUCAUGGCAGCUGGGAUUUUUAUGUCUAUGGAGAUUGUAAUAAUUGGGAUUGCAGUCUUGGUAAUGCGCCAUUUACUUGCUGGGGCUGCACUUACGACCAGAAACAGUUUGGUUGCUAAGGUCAGUCAAUGUACUGAUUCUAGUCUGCUAUUUCCACUGGAAUCUAUAGAAAUUGCGAGCAACAUAAAGAAAAUCGUGUAUUAGCAACUAGUGAUGGACCACAAAUUUAGAGCUUCUCUUGCAGUUCAGAGAUUCAUUCUUAAAUCUGUAUUCAAGAUCUAGAUAAAUGAUGAUAGCUUUC